GGCGCCCGAGCAGACAUCUGUUGUCAGCCGGAAGCAGCGGCGCAGAAGAGCAGGGCGACUGAAUAUGGACUCCGAGCCUUGGGUACGAGAGAGCACCGUGGAUGAGAGACAGUGAUGGCUCUGCGUACAAAGUUCCCAAGAGGGGUGCGCGUCAUUUAGCUCCACAUGUCAUCCGCUGUUCGACAACCACGGGCCGCCGGACAGAUCAGCAGGGCUGCCCUCUGUCCUGCUCACUCGCGCGGAAGCACGGCCGAAGACCCGCUGCCGCUGAAAGGACGCGACGCGACCGCUGGCAUGUCGCGCAUCGCAUCUAAUCGUCUUCAGCAGCCCUUUGCUACAAGAAUGGUGCUGCUACCGUCGAUUCCUGCCUUCACAAGCUAUGAGUCGGUCCAUGGAUGGGUCGAUGGGCUCAUGAAGCAGUACCGCAAGGACAUCUCCUGCCCAAAAUGCGGCCAGCGGGGCGUGCUUUACAAGAAUUGGAGCAAAUUCAUCGGCCCAGGAUCAAACUCUCGACGCCAUCGGCGGUAUGAUCACAAGCAUUGCCUUGAGCUUCGCAGCUUUUCCAUGUCUUGCGCAGACUUCGUGGAGUAUGUUCUGGGCCCUUAUCUGGAUGGAGCUUGGAGAGGUCAUAGCGCUGUCCAACGUGACACAGCCGCGACGUUGCUCAAGGGAUGCACGCUUGCGCUCGACGCUCUGGCGCAGCAUGGCGAUCGCAUCAAUGCGAAUUUCCAUUUGCGCACCGGGCAUGUGCAAUGCAAUCUUGCGCAUCUGAGAGCGGCAUUGCAAAAUGGCCUUCUCGGCCCUGAUGGCGCCGAAGAUCGGGAAGAAGAGCAAUGGCUGUCAGAGUCAGACCUCGAGCUGCCCGUCUGUGAAUCGGAACAAAGCGCACCAGCUGUCACCCAAAGGAGCUGUGACAGGAGCCGCCAACUGAAAGCGAUUGCUGCCUUAACGCCGCCGGAGUCAGCGCUAGAGUUCUGCAUCGCCGUACCACCAAUACCCGCGCAGCCCAGCAUCGUGCGGACCGCCGCGCUGCCAGUCCUGAGGGCCCAAACAAAAUCUUUACGCCCUCAGAAGAGACGAAAUUACGAGGAAGGAGGCACACGCUCCUCACGGCGUCAAAGCAGAGCCAGAAAGUCGGCGCAUGCGACCAAAAAGCUUAGAGCUACGAGCAAGCGGAGCAAAGUCCGGCAAAUCAUUCCCACGCGCUACCGUUUCUUCAGCAAUUUGCAUGGUCGACCUGGUCAGCCGAAGCCGCCCAGGGGCAGAAUCAUCAUCCGGGCAGCAAGAGAGCCUCCUCCGUAUGAGCCGCCGUUGAACCUGACCGCUGAGGCUCAACUUGAGCAGUUACGGGAUGCGCUGUCCCGCCCUCAUUCCGACCCAGCCGCUCCAAGUUUGACCAUCUCUUAUUUGAACGUCAACGGCCUCAACGCUGACAAGUGGCGCACGGUACUGAAAGCGUGCCACUUGGCCAUGUAUACCGGGCAUUCACAACUUGUUGGUAGGAACCACAUACUCGUGCUGGCCGAAACGUGGAGGCCUCAAGCGCUGUCGCAACAGGUCCUCGCACGAGAUGCGGCGUGGAUCCUGGCUUCGACUGUACCGGCAUCUCGUACAGGAGACUUUCAAACUGGCUGCUCCGCAGGGGCCAAGGGCGGUCUCAUACUCCUGUGUCCGCCUCACCUUGCUGAUCGCGUCGUGGUCUUAUCGAUCACACCUUACUCUUUGACGUUCUCCGUCGCGCCCUCAGACGCUAACGCUGGACGUCCCAUCGUCGUACACUCUGUCUAUCUUCCGCCCUCGAUGGGCCGCUUUCGCGACAUCUCACUCCUUGAGACUUUUGCCUCGCCGCCGGACUCACUACAAGCAGACGUCUUGUUGGGCGACGCUAACGUCUAUUACGAGCCCCAAGCUCCACUGAUGGAUGGACAACAGGACCCUGAGGUGGUGGAACGCGAGACAGCUGUUAUCGUUUCUGGGUAUCCUAAGUCGAGGCUUGCCAUCAUUGAAGCAGUCACACGGGCGAUCGGGCUGCAGAGAAUGGUUUCGAGUGCUGAGGAGAAAAGCAUGCGCUUUAAGAGGUUGAAUCGGAAGGGAAUGAGAAUGCGAAGAAAAAGACUAGGGCAGGAGAUUGUGAUUGGCGACAGGCCUCACGGAGAUCAUGGACCCUCUCCGAAUCUUCACGACGCUGUGACACAUCCGGACAGGGAGCAGCAAGAUGACGAGCAGCAAGAGGCAAUUCCCACUCGACCGUCCUUGGGAAAAGCCAUCUCAGCCACGCCUCGCCUGGAUCACGCUUACUUGCGAGUACCUGGCGGCGAGACCGAUGCAACGACGCCAUGGUCAGAAGCUUCCCUGACUUUCUGGCGGGCCGGAAUCAAGACGGACCAUCCACUUAUGCAAGUCGAGUUGCAACUGAGGACGCGAGGCUCCAGCAUUAGCUAGAGCUAGGCAAGAAACCGGGGAGAGAGGAAGAAGAAGGUUCUAGACCGCUUCAAUUGAUAAACAAGUCUCACUCUCGGCCUCGCCGCUGCGUGAUGGCCCAACCGCGU
This is a messenger RNA of Jaminaea rosea, 2549 nucleotides long. RefSeq lists its product as hypothetical. Lineage: Eukaryota; Fungi; Basidiomycota; Exobasidiomycetes; Microstromatales. Bases 166 to 2442 code for a protein of 758 amino acids. The transcript has a single exon. The record is from RefSeq and is a predicted model, not a curated record.